This is a messenger RNA of Theobroma umbraticum, 931 nucleotides long. RefSeq names its product heat shock protein 21 (gene HSP21). NCBI's taxonomy places the organism in Eukaryota, Viridiplantae, Streptophyta, Magnoliopsida, Malvales, Malvaceae. The record is from RefSeq and is a predicted model, not a curated record. Gene Ontology annotation, biological process: response to heat.
CUUCCCACCCACGCAAGAUCAAAGAACUAGACAUUGGCAGUACAGCAAGCUCUCUUUAUUAUUUAGACACUUAUCUCUCAAAGUCCUCUACAACUAAUACUUUUUCUCUUAUAACAAUGGCUUCUACUUUGUCUUGGUCGUCUUCACCAUUGGUAUCAAACAGGGCCAAACCCUGUUCCCCUGAAGCUAAAAUUCCACGCUCUGUAUCUUUUCCGUCCAGGAAUGCUAGCUGCAGCCGGCUGUCUGUUGUAAGAGCAGAGGCUGCUGGGGAUAACAAAGAUACGUCAGUGGACGUGCACGUCAACAAAAACAAUCAGGGGAGAGCUGUUGAGAAGAGACCUAAAAGGUUGGCUGUGGAUGUCUCUCCUUUUGGCUUGUUAGACCCUUGGUCUCCUAUGAGAUCAAUGCGACAAAUGCUAGACACAAUGGACCGGAUAUUCGAGGAUGCCAUGUCAUUGCCUGGCAGGAGCCGGUCAGGAGGAGAGGUGCGUGCACCUUGGGACAUCAAAGAUGAUGAGAAUGAGAUCAAAAUGCGAUUUGACAUGCCAGGAUUUGCAAAAGAGGAUGUUAAGGUCUCUGUAGCUGACGACAUUCUAGUUAUCAAGGGAGAGCAUAAAAAGGAAGAAGGUGGAGAUGAUUCUUGGACGAAUAGGAGCUACAGUUCCUAUGACACUCGUCUCCAACUCCCAGACAACUGUGAGAAGGAUAAGAUCAAGGCAGAGCUCAAGAACGGAGUUCUCUUCAUCUCCAUUCCUAAGACAAAGGUUGAGCGCAAGGUUGUUGAUGUAGAUGUUCAGUAAAAGGCUUUGCGGGUUACGAGAGGGUGCCUUUGUUCUUAUCUUAUGCGAUCUUAAAUUUUGUGUGAACGUCUCUGUAAUUGUAAGUGUACGUAUAUACUAAUGGAAAAUAUGAUGUUUUUCCUUUGAAACCA